This is a messenger RNA of Hyla sarda, 3125 nucleotides long. RefSeq names its product solute carrier family 17 member 8 (gene SLC17A8). The transcript has 12 exons. Gene Ontology annotation, molecular function: L-glutamate transmembrane transporter activity; neurotransmitter transmembrane transporter activity. Gene Ontology annotation, biological process: transmembrane transport; synaptic transmission, glutamatergic; neurotransmitter loading into synaptic vesicle. Bases 824 to 2590 code for a protein of 588 amino acids. NCBI's taxonomy places the organism in Eukaryota, Metazoa, Chordata, Amphibia, Anura, Hylidae. Gene Ontology annotation, cellular component: excitatory synapse; synaptic vesicle membrane. The record is from RefSeq and is a predicted model, not a curated record.
GACACUCUAUACCAUCCACAUUUCCAUCACCCAUUGUAUUUUAGCAUAUGCACAUCAUUGUUUAUCUGUAGAUAGUGUACAGAGACUCAGCUGCUUAAAUGAGAGUCGUGGCUGAUGAAAAAUAAGAAAAGGCUCAGUAAUAAUAUAUGUGAAUUUCAGUCCAUGACCACCUGCCUGCGUCAUGGAGACGGGAGGAAACCCUUAAAUGUUUAAUAAACUUGUUCUUUGUCUUCCUUUUGUAAGGGAUGCUAUUAAUAACUAAACUGGUAGGACCAUAUCGUUUCCGUUACUAUAGCAUCGCCUAGUGUAGCGUCUCUCCCCUAUCAGGAGGAUCAUUAUCACUUCUCAGAAUCCUGGAACUUUGCCUGGACACCAUAGAUUACAAGUGGAUUUUCUUCCUUUAUGUCUCUCCCCAGCAUCAUGUAUGGCUUUGUUUGAUCCUUGAAGUUUCCCAAAGUCUGUUCCAUAUUUUAGCUUCCUCAAACACUACUGAUCACUGCUCCUUAUGGAAAGGAGGUUGAAUGACUUUGCCUCUAUGCUAUGCAGCUGUCAGCUCCCCCUCCAGAUAGAAGAUCAUUCAUGUGAGCUCCGUAACACCUUGGAUAAUUAUACUUGUCAAACACCAGUUCAACAUCUGAUUUAGUUUCUGCGAAGAAUACUCCAUUUUUUAUUUUAUGAGGGGAACUAAACAUAUAUUUGUCAAAGGUAUUAACCCUUACAGAGAUGUGAUGUUGAUGGUUAAGCAGAUCUAGUCUUACGUAAAACAUAAGCGUGAAGAUGAGAUGUUUACAGUAAAGUUGUGAAGAUAAAUCCGUCUUGUACAAUGCCGUUUCAAGCACUCAAUUCAUUCAAAGAGAAGAUCUUCAAUCCAGGAAAAGAAGAGGCAAAGCACACCAUAGGGGACUCCCUGGGUCACCUCCAAAGGAAAAUUGAUGGACAAAAUGUCGAGGAGGACAACAUAGAACUGAAUGAAGAUGGACAACCAAAACACGUCCCCACUCAUACACCACCUAGGUUUGACUGCUACUGCUGUGGACUGCCCAAACGUUACAUCAUUGCCAUUAUGAGUGGGCUGGGAUUUUGUAUUUCCUUUGGAAUAAGGUGUAACCUUGGUGUGGCCAUUGUGGAAAUGGUGAACAACAACACUGUUUAUGUUAAUGGAAAACCAGAGAUUCAAUUAGCCCAAUUUAACUGGGAUCCAGAAACUGUUGGCUUGAUCCAUGGUUCAUUUUUUUGGGGAUAUAUUGUGACCCAGAUACCAGGAGGAUUCAUUGCAAACAAGCUUGCUGCCAAUAGGGUAUUUGGUGCUGCUAUUUUUUUAACCUCUGUCCUAAAUAUGUUGAUACCAUCAGCAGCAAAUGUACAUUAUGGAUGUGUCAUAUCUGUCCGUGUUGUACAAGGCCUUGUUGAGGGUGUUACAUAUCCAGCAUGCCAUGGGCUGUGGAGUAAAUGGGCACCUCCCUUGGAGAGAAGCAGACUAGCAACCACUUCGUUUUGUGGGUCCUAUGCUGGGGCAGUAAUUGCAAUGCCAUUAGCAGGGAUACUCGUACAAUACAUUGGUUGGUCUUCUGUCUUUUACAUUUAUGGAAUAUUUGGAAUGAUUUGGUACAUAUUCUGGUUGCUUCAUGCCACAGAGAGCCCAGCUGCACAUCCUUCUAUUACUGCUGAAGAAAGAUCAUACAUCGAGACCAGCAUAGGAGAAGGCAGUACUUUUGUUACAACUGGUAAAUUUAAGACGCCUUGGAAGAAGUUCUUUACCUCAAUGCCAGUCUAUGCGAUCAUUGUUGCAAAUUUCUGUCGAAGCUGGACGUUUUAUCUACUGUUGAUCAGCCAACCUGCUUACUUUGAAGAAGUAUUUGGCUUUCCAAUAAGUAAGGUUGGUCUACUCUCUGCAGUUCCACACAUGGUAAUGACAAUUAUUGUACCCAUUGGAGGACAGUUGGCAGAUUUGUUAAGAAGCAGGCAGAUACUGAGCACGACAACUGUAAGGAAGAUCAUGAACUGUGGAGGGUUUGGAAUGGAGGCCACUCUUCUGCUAGUGGUUGGCUACUCUCACACCAAGGCCAUUUCAAUUUCCUUUCUCAUUCUUGCUGUAGGAUUCAGUGGUUUUGCUAUAUCAGGUUUUAAUGUUAACCAUUUAGACAUCGCACCAAGAUAUGCCAGCAUUCUCAUGGGAAUAUCUAACGGUGUUGGAACGUUAUCUGGAAUGGUAUGCCCACUUAUUGUUGGUGCUAUGACAAAGCAUAAGAGUCGUGAAGAAUGGCAAAAUGUGUUUCUGAUAGCUGCCAUAGUCCACUACAGUGGUGUUAUAUUCUAUGGCAUUUUUGCUUCAGGAGAUAAGCAGGACUGGGCAGAUCCGGAAAGUCUUAGCGAGGAUAAAUGUGGCAUUAUAGACAAUGAUGAACUAGCAGAAGAAACUGAACUGAAUAAUGAAUCCUUCACCAGUCCAAGUAAAAAGACCACCUAUGGUGCUACUAUACAUAGCAAUGACGUGCGCAAGGCUGGCUGGAGGAAACAAAAAGGCAUGACCCAGGACUUUGAUGAACAGGCAUCUUACCACUAUGAAAAUGGACAUUUUCAGGACUCCUAAUUCUGCAAGAACAUUGUUUAUGUUUAAGUAAAGUAUUGUUAACAAGACCUCCAUUAAGUAUUACUAUGACACUAGUUUGAUUGGUUGAUCGUUUCUAAAUGUUAUUGAGGUGGAGAAUGUUGCCCAGUUUACCCAAUGAACAUAUUGAUGAUUUCCUAUACCAUCCCAUGGUAUAGUGCACUUUGGUAGUAGUCUGACUUUUCAUGCUAUGCAACAUUAUUCUGCAUGACUGUGACAAUAGUUACCAUAUCUCUUUUUAAAUAUUUUUAUGUUUAGGAAUGCCCCCCUCUUUAAAAUCUUACAUUUUCACCCAAAUUUGGCAUUUAGCCCCCAGCUUCAAGAUGUGUGGAUGUUUUCAUUUAAUAUUUAAAGACACGGUACAUCAACAACUCAGCUUACAUUUUGAUAAUUAUAGAGUAAUGUCUAUAUAAAUGAAGGAGCCUAUGUGUCCUCAUAUAUUAAGAACAACUUUGUUUCUUCAUAUCUCAGAUUCCUAUUUUUGUAUUUAUCAUAAAAUAGGUAUUACUUAAGGCAA